Messenger RNA from Sciurus carolinensis (gray squirrel), 1865 nucleotides. RefSeq names its product neuronal differentiation 6 (gene Neurod6). The coding region runs from base 143 to 1156 and encodes 337 amino acids. Gene Ontology annotation, biological process: nervous system development; regulation of DNA-templated transcription. NCBI's taxonomy places the organism in Eukaryota, Metazoa, Chordata, Mammalia, Rodentia, Sciuridae. Gene Ontology annotation, molecular function: protein dimerization activity. The record is from RefSeq and is a predicted model, not a curated record. The transcript has 2 exons.
CAAUGAGAUAGUGCAGAUAUACACAGAUCUAGAGGCUCCAGGAGACGAUGCGACACUCAGCCUGAAAAGAUUUGGAAGACCCAAAAUGAAAACUGAUUAUUGAAUGAAAUUAAAACCUAAGGUAAUUUAAGAUUAGAGAACCAUGUUAACACUACCGUUUGAUGAGUCUGUUGUAAUGCCAGAAUCCCAGAUGUGCAGAAAGUUUUCUAGAGAAUGUGAGGACCAGAAGCAAAUUAAGAAACCAGAAAGCUUUUCCAAACAAAUUGUCCUUCGAGGAAAGAGCAUCAAAAGGGCCCCUGGAGAAGAAACUGAGAAAGAAGAAGAGGAGGAAGACAGAGAAGAGGAGGAUGAAAACGGGCUGCCCAGAAGGAGGGGUCUUAGGAAAAAAAAGACCACCAAGCUCCGACUGGAAAGGGUCAAGUUCAGGAGACAGGAAGCUAACGCUCGGGAGAGGAACAGGAUGCACGGCCUCAACGAUGCUCUGGACAAUUUACGAAAAGUGGUCCCCUGCUAUUCUAAAACCCAAAAACUGUCCAAAAUAGAAACUUUACGACUGGCCAAAAACUACAUCUGGGCACUUUCUGAAAUUCUGAGAAUCGGCAAGAGACCGGAUCUGCUCACGUUCGUCCAAAACUUGUGCAAAGGUCUUUCCCAACCAACUACAAACUUGGUGGCAGGCUGCUUGCAGCUCAACGCCAGGAGUUUCCUGAUGGGUCAGGGUGGGGAGGCUGCACACCACACCAGGUCGCCCUACUCCACCUUCUACCCACCCUACCACAGCCCUGAGCUCGCCACUCCCCCAGGGCAUGGGACUCUUGAUAAUUCCAAGUCCAUGAAACCCUACAAUUAUUGCAGUGCGUAUGAAUCCUUCUAUGAAAGUACUUCCCCUGAGUGUGCCAGCCCUCAGUUUGAAGGUCCCUUAAGUCCUCCCCCAAUUAACUAUAAUGGGAUAUUUUCCCUGAAGCAAGAAGAAACCUUGGACUAUGGCAAAAAUUACAAUUACGGCAUGCAUUACUGUGCAGUGCCACCCAGGGGUCCCCUUGGGCAGGGUGCCAUGUUCAGGUUGCCCACCGACAGCCACUUCCCUUACGACUUACAUCUGCGCAGCCAAUCUCUCACCAUGCAAGAUGAAUUAAAUGCAGUUUUUCAUAAUUAAUGAGGAAAAUGAAAAUAAACAGUGGUCAUUCACCUCCCCCGUCUAAUUAAGACAAAGCAGAUGCUUGUGGGCUUGAGUAAUUGGCACAACUCUAUCUAAGGUGUUUACUAGUUUCUGAAGUGUGUUUCAACUAUUGUGAGAAUUUUCUAUGUAAUAAUAAAUCUCUUUUCGUAUGAGAACUUCUUUUCCUUUCCUUUUGUCUGUAAGGCACUGUGAUUCUGUUUCUACUGGCAGGAUUUUUUUCUUGUUUUCUUUUCUUUGAAAUUCACUUAAUUUGUUUGAACAAGGUGUCUAAGAAUAUACUGUUGAAUAAAGACAUGCACACAGCAUAACUCAAUGUCUAUUUUGGUUGUACAGUAAUUAUAAAAAUGCAUGUUAUUAAAAUCAGAUGAGUAAAAUGAUGUGUUUAUAAUUAUUGGAAAAUUUAUCUUAUGUAUCUCUGAAAAUUGAAAAUAACAAGAAUAUCACUAAACUAACCAGUGAUAUUGGAAGAUGCAUUUGAGGAUGUACAACAAUAUAAAAAGCUAUGCAAUUUUCUGUUUAUUAAGGAUAAAUCUUAAUGCAUUCAAUUGGUGACUAUUUCUCUUCAAGUAGUAGCAGAUGGGGCAAUGUGAUAUUUGGGUAGAUGGUAUCACAGUUUUGGAACAAUUAUUUCAAUCAUAAAGAAAACAGGUUUUCAGCACUUAUUUUCUAUUGUUCAGAAAUUAUC